Messenger RNA from Aplosporella prunicola CBS 121167, 801 nucleotides. RefSeq lists its product as uncharacterized. Bases 1 to 801 code for a protein of 266 amino acids. Gene Ontology annotation, cellular component: ribonucleoprotein complex. Lineage: Eukaryota; Fungi; Ascomycota; Dothideomycetes; Botryosphaeriales; Aplosporellaceae. Gene Ontology annotation, biological process: ribosome biogenesis. The transcript is spliced from 3 exons. The record is from RefSeq and is a predicted model, not a curated record.
AUGCCCCAGCGGAUUUCCGUCGCAAGGCCGCCAAGGUACGUUUGCUCAUCCAUUCUUCAGCUAAAGCGCCUCGCUGACAUUUUCACGCAGAACCCUCUCCUCGAGAAGCGCCCCCGCAACUAUGGCAUCGGUCAGGACAUUCAGCCCAAGCGCAACCUCUCCCGCAUGGUGAGGUGGCCAGAGUAUGUCCGCCUUCAGCGCCAGAAGAAGAUCCUCAACCUUCGCCUGAAGGUCCCCCCUGCGAUUGCUCAGUUCCAGCACGUCCUGGACCGCAACACCGCUGCCCAGGCCCUCAAGCUCCUCAACAAGUACCGCCCUGAGACCAAGGCCGAGAAGAAGGAGCGUCUCACCAAGGAGGCCACCGCCAUCGCCGAGGGCAAGAAGAAGGAGGAUGUCUCCAAGAAGCCCUACGCCGUCAAGUACGGUCUCAACCACGUUGUUGGCCUGAUUGAGAACAAGAAGGCUUCCCUUGUCCUCAUCCCCAACGAUGUUGACCCCAUUGAGCUGGUCAUCUUCCUUCCCGCCCUCUGCCGCAAGAUGGGUGUCCCCUACGCCAUCGUGAAGGGCAAGGCCCGCCUCGGCACGGUCGUCCACAAGAAGACCGCCGCUGUCGUCGCCCUCACUGAGGUCCGCUCCGAGGACAAGUCCGAGUUCUCCAAGCUCGUCGACGCCAUCAAGACUGGCUACACCGACAAGCACGAGGAGUCCCGCCGUCACUGGGGUGGUGGUAUCAUGGGUGCCAAGGCCAACGCCAAGCAGGAGAAGAAGCGCAAGGCUAUCGAGAGCGCCAUCAAGAUCUAA